This is a messenger RNA of Penicillium olsonii, 1827 nucleotides long. Lineage: Eukaryota; Fungi; Ascomycota; Eurotiomycetes; Eurotiales; Aspergillaceae. The record is from the annotation of a GenBank genome assembly.
AUGGAUAAAUCUUCGAAAACGCCAAACUUUCUGUUUAUUCUCGCAGAUGAUCUGGGGUUCUCCGACAUAGGCUGCUAUGGCUCUGAAAUCCACACGCCCAACAUUGAUAGACUCGCCGCGGAAGGCGUGCGCAUGCUCAAUCAGCAUACUGCAGCCGCCUGCUCCCCGACUCGAGCAAUGCUUCUCAGUGGAACAGAUGCGCAUCUGGGGGGACUAGGCACACUGAUCGAAUUCAAACAAAAUGCCAAAGGCUCUGAGCGGUGGUCAGGCAAAGCUGGCUACGAGGGAUUUCUGAAUCGUGACGUGGCUGCCUUGCCCGAGAUACUUGAGGACAAUGGAUAUUUUACUGCGAUUUCCGGAAAGUGGCAUCUGGGUAUGCGAACGUCACAAGGACCAUGGGAGCGCGGCUUCCAGAAGGCAUUUGCAAUGCUUCCGGGGUGCUGUAACCACUAUGGAUGGGAGCCAGUUCAGGAGAGGUUCCCCGUUGGGGGCCGACCGAUUCAUGCCGAGAUGGGACAGAAAGUAGACAUAACACCGAACAAGACCGAGGAUGAUAAAGGAUUCUACUCGACAGACUACUAUACAGAUCGGCUGAUUGAAUAUCUCAAAGAGCGAACUGAAGAGGAGGAAUCGAAGCCAUUCUUCUCGUUCCUACCAUACACCGCGCCACACUGGCCUUUGCAGUGCUCCCGCGCCCAGCGUGAUAAGUACAAAGGGGUUUAUGACGACGGCCCGUAUGCCCUACGAGAGCGACGAUUGAAAAAGCUCGUCGAAUUAGGCAUCAUCGACAAGGACAUUGUACCACACAAGGUGGAGACAAGUGAAGUGGGAGCUGAAGAAUGGGAUUCUCUCUCCCCAGAAGAAAAGAAGCAAUCGACCCGUGCGAUGGAGACAUACGCAGGCAUGGUUGACUCUAUCGAUAUCAACGUUGGAAAAGUCAUCGAGUACCUGAAGACCACAGGCGAGUAUGACAAUACCUUCAUUGUUUUUAUGAGUGACAAUGGGGCAGAAGGAGCAGCAUUGGAAGCUAUUCCUGUCUUGGGUAGGGAUAUCAAAUCUGCAAUUCGCGAAUACUAUGAUAACUCAUACGAGAACAUCGGGGCAUACAACUCAUACACCUGGCUUGGUCCCCUUUGGGCACAAGCAUCGACUGCACCUUCAAGACUCUUCAAAGGCUUUCCAUCAGAGGGAGGUAUUCUAGUUCCUUGCGUGAUCAAGCCCCCGACAAGCAGUUUUCCCCGGUUGUCUCCAGGGUCUUUCAACAGGUCCUUCACAACGGUCAUGGACUUUGCUCCCACGUUCCUUGAUCUGGCUGGUGUGACCUUACCUCAGGCUACGACCAAUGGCGUCCGAGCGAUGACAAAAUUCCGCGACAGAGAUGUGCACGCCAUCCGAGGCAAGUCAUGGGUGCCAUUCUUCCGUCACGGCGAAACCGUCGAAGGGGAAGAGAUAUGGGCGAUUCAUUCGUCCUCGGAGGCUAUUGGAUGGGAGCUUCAUGCGCGUGCGGCGUUGCGCAAGGGCGACUGGAAGAUCGUGCACUUUGCAAAGGCACAAGGUGGUGCUGGCGAGGGGGAUGGCGGAUGGGAAUUGUUUAACGUGGCACAGGACCCCGGCGAGACAACUGACUUAGCGCAGGAUGAGCCUGAAAAGCUUCAUGAAUUGCUCAAAUGCUGGGAUGAGUAUGUGGUCGAGUGUGGAAUUGUCUGGGGAGAAGGGGCUGUGACGCCAGGACUGAGUAGAGAUGAAGCACCGGAGCUGUGGGAGGAUGAGAUGGAGUUGCAAAAAUGCUGGAUGGACGCUCGUGGGGGAACACGACCUGGUUGCUGA